This is a messenger RNA of Penicillium longicatenatum, 819 nucleotides long. RefSeq lists its product as uncharacterized. The transcript has a single exon. Lineage: Eukaryota; Fungi; Ascomycota; Eurotiomycetes; Eurotiales; Aspergillaceae. The coding region runs from base 1 to 819 and encodes 272 amino acids. The record is from RefSeq and is a predicted model, not a curated record.
AUGGUCGCACGCAUCCUCGGGCUGUUAGCCCUCUUCACCGUCCCCCUCACGCAAGCAUCCGCCAUCCCUGUAAACCAAGCCAUACUCCAGGAUGAAGCACCCACCCUCAACCCCGCGGGAGAAAUAGACGCAGGAACAUUCACCCGCCCAAGCUGGUUCACAUCAACCCUGAUGGCCCGCCGCCUCCUGGCAAAGUCAUCCUCAGGCGUAAUCUCAACCAUAUUCCCUAACCCACCGCCACCAUCCUCCCGCUCUCCUCAAGAUGUCGCCGGACUACCCAUAGGACUCCGCGAAUACGUCUCAGACUGCAACACCGCUCUCCCAGACAGCCUUAGCAACAGUGACAACGGUGAUCCCACCAUUCUAGCGCUCCGUGUUGCGACCACAUUCAAGAACAUCGGCGCCGACUCCAAGAACUUCUCUCUCGAGUUGGACUGGUGGGAUCACCUUGACCAGGCUGGGCCCGUUUAUCCUGGAUUACCACUUAGUGCUGCCGCGCUGCCUCGCGUCACGCUCUUCGGGUAUCUGGAUACGCUAGAACUGUCUGAGCUUGAGGGUUCAGGUGCGGCCGAGCUGGAAGAAUGUUUCCUUGAUACGCAUCCUGAUGCUAGGGUAUGGCUACCCGGUGCAGCGGGGUCUCCACAUUCGAGUUUCUGGGCGCGGAUGGUCGUGACGGCCGUUUAUUGGAUUGGCGGAUUUGGGGACGUGCAGCAGAUUGGGUGGAUGGACGUCGAGGAGUGGAAGGGAAUUGGCCGGUAUGAGAGUAGUGUUGGAGAUGGGCGUGGGUGGGAAGAUGUACGGCUCCCGGGCGAAGAGUGA